CCGGCCGCGGGCACAGCCCAUGGAGUGAGCGAGUGGGCGAGGGUUUUGUCGCAUUCAUGUCUGCCCGCAGAUAGCUUCCACUCACAAUGUACAUUCGGCCACGGGAAUCUUCAAGGUCAGCAAAGAAUAAGAUAAAUCCAUAUGCAGCAAGAACAGCAGCUAGUUGUAAAUCAUUUGAGGAUAACAGGCAGACGAAUCAGAGCAGAGUGUGCAAAUAAAGGACGAGUUAUCCAUUUGACAAUCAAUCUAAAAUGGCAGCUAACAAGAAUAAGAAUCAGAGCUCGUUGGCCCUGCACAAAGUGAUUAUGGUGGGCAGUGGAGGCGUAGGCAAGUCGGCGCUAACCUUGCAGUUCAUGUACGAUGAGUUUGUUGAAGACUACGAGCCUACUAAAGCUGACAGUUACAGAAAAAAAGUUGUUCUGGAUGGUGAGGAGGUGCAGAUAGACAUCUUGGAUACUGCUGGACAGGAGGAUUAUGCAGCAAUUCGGGACAACUACUUCCGUAGUGGGGAGGGUUUUCUCUGUGUCUUCUCGAUAACUGAGCAAGAAUCUUUUACUGCCACUGUAGAGUUUAGGGAACAAAUUCUCCGUGUGAAAGCAGAGGAAGAUAAAAUCCCAUUACUUUUGGUGGGUAACAAGUCUGAUUUGGAAGAUCGGAGGCAAGUCUCUGUUGAAGAAGCAAGGAGCAAAGCAGAAGAGUGGGGAGUUCAGUAUGUUGAGACUUCAGCCAAAACACGUGCCAAUGUAGAUAAGGUAUUUUUUGAUUUGAUGAGAGAGGUCCGAGCAAAGAAAAUGUCGGAAAACAAAGAUAAAAAUGGAAAGAAGAGCAGCCGAAGCAAAAAGAGUCUCCGAGAGCGAUGUUGCAUUCUGUGAAUAUUUUUUUUUGUCUGGGGUCAGUUGACAGAAAUUUCAAUUGGGCAUUUGGUAUUCAUAUAGCCACUCAAUUUGUUUAGAAUUGGCCACUGUUUAUUGUGUAGUAAAACAGUGUUAAUUUUGAGUGUUGGGUAAUGCUGGGUACAUUGCCAAUGCAUUGCUCUGUGAAUUGUCAAAUACAUUGUAUCCUUUAGACCUCUUUAAAAAUUUCUAUUUCUUUGCUGUUUUAUUCUGGACAUUUAAAUUUACGCAACUGUUCAUAUCAAUGAUAACAUCCUUCCAUCUUCUAUUCUUGGAUUUAUUCAUCCAGUUAACUAAUUAUUCAAAACUACCUUUCAAAAUCAUUCUUGGAAAUAAUUACAGGGCAGAUUUCAAAUGCAUCAAAGUGGCAGGUCUAUAAAAGGUAGUACAUUGAAGCUGUUGUACUUCAGUUCAUCAAGGUAUAAUUUACCUUUUUAAUGUGAGAACUUAUGAUUAAAUGACAUUUGAUAAAGUAGGUAGAGCACUCAAUCCCUUUUUUGUAUAUUACCAUUUGUGAUCUUUCUACAUGUGCCAUUCAUUGGAGGAGAGGAGAAUGAUUAACCCCAACUUGCUUUUAGCUAGUGGAGGUAAAUGUUAAGAUUUAUCAAUGCAUCUGGUAGAUCUUGAACAGUCUGGAAAGCAGUUCACUGUGAAUAAUCUUAUUUUCACUGUUGUUGCUCAUCUUCAAGUUGACGCAAUAGGAAGUAUUUACUUGAGUUCACCUCCUUGCUUAAUAUCCUGGCUAAAAGAAAAAUGUUAUGGGUCAUUUUAGACCUAAUUCUCCACUAGCACUUGUCACUAUUCUCACUAGCCUUUAAUAGAUUGAUUGCACGAUACCCAUUCCACGGUUUAUACAACCCAUAUUGCAUUCUCUGCAUCCAGGUGGUGUAUUAAAAGCAGGUGGAGAUCUAGACAUCACUGUCACUUGGAUAUUCCACACUGCCACCACCACACCAGCACAAUAAUUAAGAAGGUAUUGUUUUGCGUUACUUGACUUUCUUUGGCAAAAAAUUGAAAAGUUUGAACUAUUUGUUGGAACUAAUUGUCCUAUGUGACUAAAUGCAUGUACACUAUCCUUUAUGGACUUGUGAAGGGGAAAAAAAAUCCAUUUCUUGCAGAUGUUUUGAAGAAUACAACGGACCUGUAGUGAAGUGGACCAAUAUCUUGCUGUUUUUAGACAUUUGUAAAAGAAUGAGAUUGGAUUGUACUAGUGUCUGUAAUAUCAUGUGACUGAUUUGUAUAAGAAUAUUUUGAAGUUAAGAAUGAUUUCUGAAUGGUGGUAGAUUGUUAGUGUAGUUUAAAGAUUAAAACACUAUAGCAAUUUAUUUUUUCCAUUUGCCUUAACAUGAAUUGCAUGCAAUUUGAAUUUCACCCUCUUGUAGAUAAUUGAAUCUUUCCAUGAUUUUAUUGUGACAUUUUUGUUGAGCUGAAGGGGAUGAGGUUCUAUACUAAUAAUGAACUGUGACAUUAUAUUGCCAAAUAGCUAUCCAGAUUGUUUACAGUCUUUAACAAAACUAAUUUCAAGGUUAAUUUUUCUUGAUCAGAAAAAUGUCAUCAAAAUUUGAAAAAAAAAUUUGAAGAUUUACAAAUAAAAGUUAUCAGCAUAAGUUGACUAACCUUUUGUCUCCAGCAUUCCUUCAAUCUCCAGUGUACCUCAAUGUUUACUAUUUCCCAAGCGAGUGAGACAUAGACAAUUUAAAAACUAUAUGGACACCUCUGGAUCUGGGAAAGAAAAUGUUUUUUUUUGCCCCAGCUCUCAAUAAGUGGUAUAAAGAAUUGUCUGAAAUUCAUCCUAGUCAACCAGUACUAAACAUGGGUUUGUACCUCAUAAAGGGAAACAUUACAGAAACAGUGUACCUUUGCUCUGGUGUGAUUAAUGAAAUGGUAUGUUCACUGCUGAAACCAGGAAUGAAUUCUGAGGCAUGAUCACUGACAGUGCAAAUCCUCUAAGUAUGAAAAACUGGUGCAAAAUCACAUGCUACUUUAAAGAUUCAGUCAGGUGAGAAAUGGAAUUUUAAGUACCACAUUAGUGUAAGAUGGUUAAACUCUUAUCAAUGUGCUUGGAUUGAAGGACAGCAAUAUGUGGUUUAACAAACUGAGCCGUGCAUUUUGGUAUUGAAUUAAGAGAAAAUGCUUGUUCUAUAUUUCUACUUGCUCCACCAUUUUACACUGAUUCCCAUCUCAAUUUUGCAUUUCUUUUGCUGCCAUUGCUCUUGAGGUAAAUCUGCUGAUUAACACCAGCAAGCUGAUGGUUUCACAGAUCAGUUUUGAUAUUCCAACAAGCUUCUUGCCUUUCAAAUAAACUGUCCAAGACAUUAGUGAGACUACUUGAACUGUACUUGGAGUAGCUCUGGUUGUUUAACUACGAAAGGAUGGCAGCAUUAAGAUCAAAUGUACAGAAAAGAUUUGCAAGGACUUUAUGGUUUAGGCUAAAAAGAGAUUAUGGGUUGGGACUGUUUUCUCUGGAGCAUAAGAGACCAAGAAGUAACCUUGGGGUUUAUAGAAGGUAAAUUAUCAGCCAUGGUAGGGGGCUAAAAACUAAAGGAAAUAGAUUAGGGGGAGACAUGGGGGAGCUUUGAAGGUCUUGGAACAGGUUUUUCAUACAAGGUGCCAGAGAAGAUGGUAGGGGUGGGUACAAUUACAAUGUUUAAAGGUACAUAGAUGGGAAAAGUUUUGAGGGAUGUGGGCCAAACGCACUCAAAUUGGACUAGCUCAAGUAGGUUCCUUGGUUGGCAUUGCAUGAAUUGGGCUGAAAAAUUGACUCUAUUGAUGGAUGUCUGUCAUAUCCAACAAUGAUGGGAAGCCUGUGCAGGAGAGCUUUUAAAAUGGAAAAAUCAUUUCCCUGGGGCAACUCCCUUCUUAUCUUGGAAGCCAGGGUCCAGUGGUAAGAGCAAUCAUCACAAACUGGGGAUUUCCUUGGUUGCAAUAAAUAACCAUGAUUUCUGUGCCUUGUCAUGCUCUUUGCUCUUCUCAGAACAUUGCAGAAGUGACAUCCUAGCUGUUGGAUCUCAGUUGAUCUUAUCCACCCAGUGUGCUGGAGCUGACUUCACAUGCUAGGACAGGCAUGUUCCUAUCUCACUGGAGUGCGAAUUCCAUCACACCUCACCUGGUUCAACCCGCUUGUUGAAGUUGUGUUUGGGUCACUCAGCUCUUGACUGUGGUUCCAAGUAGUUGUUGCAUGCAACAGCAGCCACAUGCUGGUUCCAACUCCAUAAUCAGCUGUGUUUGGCAAUCCACUUUGUCAUCAAUACAUUGCAUUCCUUUAGACCGCCUACAGUAUGGUGCAAAAGUUUUGGAUGUGUAUAUGAUCUCCAAGGUGCCUAAGUACAGUAGUAAUUUUAUGUAUUGCACUGCACUGCUACAAAAAAAACAAUUUUCAUAACAUGUGAGUAAUGAUAAACCUGAUUCUGAUAUAGGUCUCUAUUGUGGACUGAGAGUAGGAAGGAGGCAGGAAGAGGGAAAUCAUGGUUGAGAUCAGGAAAGGAGAGUGGAGAGAGCAGGAAGCACCAGGGAGACAUUUUCUAAUGAUCAAUAAACCAAUUGUUUGGAAUUAAAUGACUUUGCAGGAGUCUUGGGGCUGGUUAUAUCUAUAUCUGUGCCACUGCUCCAACAAUCCUUCUCUACCACCUGUCCUGUGGCAUUCCACCUUCUCCUUUCCCAAAUCCUUUGCUCCCACCAGAUUUACAAUCUCGCUAUUCAUUCCACAUUGACAAAUACAAUACUCUGCAAAUGUCUUGGGCAUCCUGGCUUUAUUUAUACAUUAAUUUUAUAUAUAUAAAAAUUAGACCUUUGCGUAAUACUGUAACCUUAAUUUGUUCAGGGCAGGAGUUUUUAAUCCUAUGGAAAAUACUAAAUAAAAAUGUUCUUUGUCAUUUAUGGUUGUGGCAUUUUGUUGCAAUCGUAAUUUAUAAAGGCAGCUUGUUAGCAAACUAUUUGACAAAAUGUAAUUGAUCUUGCAUUUAGGGUAGAAUGACCUAGGGAAAUUGUGUUUUGAAGUGUUUCCUGGCAUGCUAUCAUCCAUUUACUUUUCCAUUGCACAUUCUGAUAAUUAUGCAAAUCAAACUUUGUGUUGAAAUAAAAUUGGAAGGUUGGGAAUUUUACAUGGUGCUGUAUUCUUUGGAACCUUUGAGUUUUUGGCCCACAUCUUCAGCUAAUAUGCUGCCUUCUCCAAAAUCUAUUAAAUUGAUUAUGUAAUGUCAAUAUUUUCAGCAUUUUGAUCAAAUAUAAAUCUGUUCAAGGCAUUCUGGGUUCAUAAAUAGAGUUCAAGUAUUCUAAUUGUGUAAAAAGUUCAGUGUUUUGUUGGUCAAUAUUCUAAUCAUGGUCAACUCUAUUGGACUUCACAGUACAUUACUUCAAAGAUCCUUGAAGAUUCAGAUGUAUUUAUCACAAGUCUAUCAAAACAUACAGAGAAAUGUAUAAUUUGUAUUAACAACUAACAAAAAUGUGCUGGGGGCAGCCUGCAUGCAUUUCCACACAUUCUGGUGCUAAAAUAGCAUGUACACAAUGUUCAACACAAUGAAUAACACCUUAAUUGUAAAUUCAGCAUCUCUCAAGUCUAAGUAAAACAAUCUUUUCCAGUUAUCCAGUAAAAGCCAUGUCUUUGAUGUUUUAAGUUUUGAAAUUAGGACUGAUUUCCCAUUUUUGUCAGUUAACUUUAUAGGAAGCCUUCCUAGGUAAGUAUUUUCAUGGUCUAUUCUGUUUUAUAAACAUGCUAGUCAUUGAUAUUUUGAACAGUUUGCUGCUUUUUUGUGUACCAUCUGAACAGGUAAUUGUGAAUGCUCAUACAAUCAGUGGCCACUUUCUUAGGUAUCUCCUGUACCUAAUAAGUGGCAAUUGAGUGUGUGUUCAUGGUCUUCUGCUCUUCUGCACAACGCUGUUUUAAUGCGUGGUUAUCUGAGUUACUGUUGCCUUGUCAUCUUGAACCCAGUCUGACUAUUCUCCUCUGACCUCUGUUUUGCCCACAAACUGCCAUUCACUGGGUGUUUUUUUUUUGUGUGUUUUUUUUUUGCACCAUUCUCUAAACUCCAGAGACCGUUGAGUGUUUUUAAAAAAACAAACAAACAAACAAACCAAUCUAGGAGAUCAGCAGUUUCUGAGAUACUCAAACAACUCCAUCUGGCACCAGCCAAUCAUUCCACUGUCAAAAUCACUUAAAUCACAUUUCUUCUCCAUUCUAUUGUUUGGUCUGAACAACUGAACCUUUCUCUUGACCAUGCCUGUUUGUUUUUAUGCAUUGAGUUGCUGCCACAUGACUGGCUAAUUAGAUAUUUGUAUUAAUGAAUAGGUAUACAAGUGUACCUAAUAAAGUGGCCACUGAGUGUAUGUCAGUUCUCAUCUGAAUUAUACUUUGGUGCUUGCUGUGUUCAGGUCCUUGAGGAUAAAUCUGGAAUGGUAAAUUCAAGACACCACCAGUAAUCUAUUGUUUAGAAUCUCAGAUCUGAAGGGAAAUAGGCAGAUUAUUGCAUUAAUUUGUAUUCAAUAGGUUUAAUGUUUGAUUUUGGAGACAUUGCAAUGUAAUUUAUGCUUUCUAUUGUAAAAACAAACUUGAGUAUUUUAUUGUUGCGUACCUCCCCAUCUGAAAUGGGGUGCUUCUGUACAUUUACCAUGAAUGUCUGUUUUUUUUAAACUUUGUAUAUUUCACAUUCUUUGUCACAAUGUUACUUGCCAAAUUUAUACUACAUUCAAAGUAGGCUGUACAGAGUUAAAUUAACACUGCAGCAGUAAAUUGAAAUAAAACUGUACAGUGUGUGAAUUAGAAUAUUUACCUGUAUCUAAUUAAUACAGCAAGCAUUAAUUUGAUGUUUAAUUAAGUUUCUAACUUUAUGGCUUCAAUAUGUAUUAUUAGUGAAUGCAAUAAAAAUUUCUUUUGAUGA
Molecule: messenger RNA, 6766 nt
Organism: Hypanus sabinus (Atlantic stingray)
Lineage: Eukaryota; Metazoa; Chordata; Chondrichthyes; Myliobatiformes; Dasyatidae
Product: ras-related protein O-RAL
Exons: 6
Coding region: 252-872 (206 amino acids)
Biological process (GO): Ras protein signal transduction
Cellular component (GO): plasma membrane
Molecular function (GO): GDP binding; GTP binding; GTPase activity
Source: RefSeq, a predicted model, not a curated record